This is a messenger RNA of Nicotiana attenuata, 354 nucleotides long. RefSeq lists its product as uncharacterized. The record is from RefSeq and is a predicted model, not a curated record. Lineage: Eukaryota; Viridiplantae; Streptophyta; Magnoliopsida; Solanales; Solanaceae. The transcript is spliced from 2 exons. Bases 1 to 354 code for a protein of 117 amino acids. Gene Ontology annotation, molecular function: zinc ion binding; nucleic acid binding.
AUGGAUGGUGUGAAGCGCUUCAUUGUUUGCCUUCAAAACAAGAGAUCUUUGAGGCACAGUAGCGAGUCUUAUGAAAACUAUUGUUCUCCUUAUUACACGAGGGAGAGUCUUUUGAAUACUUAUAAAAUACUAGUAGACCCGCUGUCUGGCGAAAGCAAAUGGAAUAUGCCACUACAUAUAGCUGAAGAAGUUAUAAUGCCACCUACUGGGAAAAGACAGUCAGGAAGACCGCAAAAGCAAAGAUACAAACCAUAUGGUGAAGUAAAUUCAAAGAAGUACAAGGUGUCAUGUGGAAACUGCGGCGUAGAAGGGCAUAAUAAAAGAUCUUGUAAGAAUGUUCCCAAAAGGAAAUAA